Molecule: messenger RNA, 2645 nt
Organism: Closterium sp. NIES-67
Lineage: Eukaryota; Viridiplantae; Streptophyta; Zygnematophyceae; Desmidiales; Closteriaceae
Source: the annotation of a GenBank genome assembly
CCGCAGUCGAGGAGAAGCAAAACGAGGCGGAACUUGUGAUGCGAUGCUCGUGGUGGUGCUGCUUCUCCCCAUCUCUAGUAGCAGCUUCCAUCCUAACUGGCCAAGUACAAUGCAUUUCGCUUUUCCCUAGGCCUCCAGAGCCAGUGCAUGUGUUCGUGAUGCAGAGUUGCUGAUUACGUGAAGUUCUUGUCCGUGUUACCCAAGUUUGGCUGGCCUAGUGAUUAAGCGUCGCUGACUCUAGUCGCUUCCUUUGUCAAAUGGCGAAAAGAUCGAAGGAAGAAAUAGAAGCAUCUUGCAAUGGCGAAGUGCGUCCUCUCUUGGAUGGACAAGCCGUUUCGUCGUCUCAGUAUGGUUCAGUAGAUCACCCUGAAAUUGACUCUAUUGACGAUUCGGGUCCAAAGGAAGCCUUAGCACGAUGCCUUUCCAAGCCAAUCCAGCAUGAGAGCUUAGAUUAUGAGGUCCUUGAAUCUGCGAUUCACGACGAGGACUGGCGCUCACGAACGCGAACUGAGCACCUCCAGUACACAUUGCUCAAAUGGCUAUUUGUCCUGCUCGUCGGUGCUGCGACAGGAGCUGUCGCCUUUUUCAUAAACAUGGGUGUCGAAAACAUCGCCGGCUUCAAGUACCAGCUUGUCCGUAAAUUCAUGAAGACCGAAAGUCUGCUUGCAGGCUUCUUAACCCUAGUGUUUUCGGACGUCUCUCUCGUCCUCUUCUCGUCGCUUCUCUGUAAUGUAAUUUCGAUGGAAGCUGCUGGCUCUGGCAUCCCAGACGUCAAAGCGUAUCUCAACGGAGUAGAUGCUCCAAGAAUAUUUGCAGCCAAGACUCUCUUUGUCAAGAUCUUCGGUAGUAUAGGCUCGAUCGCUGGUGGUCUUGCUGUGGGAAAGGAAGGUCCACUUGUUCACACAGGGGCGUGUAUCGCAAACGUUCUCGGUCAAGGUGGCUCUCGGAAGUACCAUCUCACAUGGAAGUGGUUGCGGUACUUCAAGAAUGACAGGGACCGGAGGGAUCUGGUGACAUGUGGUGCUGCAGCAGGUGUUGCUGGUGCUUUUAGAGCUCCUGUGGGUGGUGUUCUCUUUGCCCUGGAAGAAGCAACCUCUUGGUGGCGAAGUGCACUUCUCUGGCGCGUCUUUUUCACGAAUGCAGUUGUGGCCAUGGUUGUCCGUGCUCUUAUGACCUAUUGUGCGAAUGGACACUGUGGGCUUUACAAUGGCGGAGGGUUUAUCAUAUUUGAUCAUACAGAGGCAAAGACGGACUUUGGAAUGCUGGAAAUGGCUCCAGUCAUUGGGUUGGGAAUCAUUGGUGGAAUAGCUGGGAGCAUUUUUAACCAGCUCAACCUUUCACUGUGCAAGUUGAGACAAAAGGGGAGCAGGCGUGGAGCUUGGAAAAUCGUGGAGGCUUGUGCUGUGGCAGCAUUGACAUCUGCUGUUCGCUUUUCUGUGCCAUUCCUGGUCAAAUGUCAGCAAUGCCCGGAUGGGAUUGAGUGCCCAAGCAAGACAGAGAUGGGCUACUACAAGAGCUUCACUUGCCCUCCAGGCCACUACAAUGACAUGGCUGGCCUGCUCUUUACACCCAAUGAUGACUCCAUCCGAAGUCUUCUCAGCAGUGGAACCCAUCAUGCAUUCUCGUACACCUCCCUCGGCAUCUACUUUUUCUGCUUCUACUUCUUAUCCAUCCUCACAUAUGGCAUCACUGUGCCAUCUGGACUGUUUGUCCCUGCAAUCGUUUGUGGUGCGACCUAUGGCCGCGUGGUUGGAAGAAUUAUGUCCAACUAUGCGCCAUCAGACAACCUGGAUGAGGGGACGUAUGCUCUUCUUGGCACAGCUUCUUUUCUUGGGGGAUCCAUGAGGACAACAGUCUCGCUUUGUGUGAUUCUCCUGGAGCUGACAGGAAGCUUGAAGCUUCUCCCGCUUAUCAUGAUUGUGCUGCUGGUUUCGAAGACUGUCGGUGACAUGUUCAACAGCGGGAUUUACGAUGCACACAACCAGCUGAAGGGGAUUCCGUAUCUGGAGGCUCAUCCAGAGGAGGCCAUGCGGCAUUACACUGCUAAGGACAUCCUGGUUUCUGAGCCGGUAAAGUUCUCAGGCGUCGAGAGGGUGGAGCGGAUCUACGAUACCCUCCGAACAACAAACCACAACUCUUUCCCAGUCAUCGACACCCAUGAAGAUGGCUCGACAUCAUUCUAUGGGCUUGUCUUGAGAGGUCAUCUUUUGGUGCUGCUACGGUCGAAGCAGAGCUUUCUGCUUGAUCCGCUUCAAGUUUCUGAGGCCCUCAACAAGAAGCAACUUGCAGCAGAGGAUUUUGGGAAGCCAGGAUCAGGGAAGGGUUUGAAGCUGGAGGACAUUGAGCUGACUGAAGAGGAGCAAGGCAUGUUCCUGGACUUGCAUCCUUUGGCCAACAGAUCACCAUACAUUGUGCCUGAGAGCAUGUCUCUCAACAAGGCAUACAUGCUCUUUAGACAGUUGGGCCUUCGGCACCUUUGUGUGGUUCCCAAGCCAACUCAUGUCAUGGGCAUCAUAACCCGCAAGGAUCUGCUGCCCCAGAAUUUUAGUGAGCGGAAUGUGUCUCAGACUUCUUUGGUUUAGGAAAUGUGUGUCAAGUCAAGCUAGCUAAUAGUGUUCCUUUCUCCUCUCAAGUGCUCAAUAAAC